This is a messenger RNA of Paraglomus occultum, 2554 nucleotides long. The record is from the annotation of a GenBank genome assembly. NCBI's taxonomy places the organism in Eukaryota, Fungi, Glomeromycota, Glomeromycetes, Paraglomerales, Paraglomeraceae.
UCGUGAGUUUUAUUCUCGUGGUGCACUAGGCAGCCACCUUCGUAUACAUAAAACAGCUGAAGACGUCACCCCAAACGGAGAAACUUAUGAAUAUGCUGAUGAAGAAAUCAACACCGACUUGUCUGAAGUGGUCCAGGUGAGUGAAUAUCAUGAUCAGAACAAAGAAAGCACAAUUGAGGUGAUAGAUGAAAUAGAUGUAGAAGAUUUAAGCCAAGCAGAGACUGAUAACAUGGAAGUUGAAUACCAUCCAAUGUCAUAUGAUGUACUUGCAUACAUGGAAGAUUAUUGGGGACAUAAUUUUCAGCAAAAAGUCAAUAUCAAUGAAAAAGACAUGAUCAAAAUAUCAGAAAUUUACCAGCAAUUCCUGGACAUUAUCAUAAAUCAUCAAUUAUCAGACAAAGCUGGUGAUGCUGUGCUGGCUUUAUUAAAGCAUUGUGGUGUGCAAGAUAUUCCCUGUUCAACUCGUCAAGCUCGAAAAUUUAUUGAAAAAAAGAUGUCUCAGACUGUGCACUACAAUGAACGAGUAGUCUAUAAUUACAAUGAUAGGGCUUACAUCUUUCAUUACCAGAGGAUUUUCCAUUGCAUAAAUCAACUUCUACGAAAUAAAAGUUUAGUUGAUGCUUGUGUAUUUGAUUAUAGAGAAACUCGACAAGAUGGUGAACGUGUAUAUGCAGAACAGUUUGAGUCAGACUGGUGGUGUGAUACAGAGAAAACAUUGUCUUAUAAUCGGAAACUUCUCUCUGUAAUACUGUAUUCAGAUGCAACAACCUGUGAUCGGCUUGGUAAGACAAAAAUGCAUCCUAUCUAUAUGAGUUUAGGGAAUAUACCACAUGCUCGUAGACAAAACAAAGACGCUAAAUGCCUUGUUGGGUAUAUCCCUAUUGUUGAAGAUUUGCCAUCAGAUGAAAUAUAUUCAUCACACAAUGCGACCGCUGCCCGACUUCGUGCAGCUACAAUAGAUUGCUUUCAUUCAUGUAUGACUGUCAUUCUCGAAGAAUUUGAGGACAAUUACAGAAAUGGUAUAACAUUAAGACAAACUUCCAUCGAGGGUGAAUAUGAAAUGCGGUUAUCAGCCAUAAUUUCUGAUUGGCCGGAAGCAGCCUCUUAUACACUUGCAUACAAGUCAGCAAAUUCUCAUCAUCCUUGUCACACAUGCUUAGUAACUCGUGAUAAACUAAAUGCUAUCAGUCUUCAUUCCGAUGAAUGUCGUUUGCGUACCCCCAAUGAAAUGAAAAUGGCAUAUGAAAUGAGUCAGUGCCAUAAUUUUUCCUUAGUACAAAAAUACAAUAUUUUCUGGGAACACCAUAAAAAUAUUUAUUUGGCUUGUUUGCCAGAUAGAAUGCAUCAGCUGGACUUGGGUCUUUUCAAACGGAUGUUAGAACUAACGCUGGUUGUAAUCCGCAAUGGCUUGGGUGAAUCUGGUGUGAACAUUAUUAAUAAACGCUUGCCUGAAAUACCCCGGUUCAGAGGUCUAAAGGUAUUCAGGAAGGGGCUGAAGGUCGCAAAUAUUACAGCAAAAGAAUACCGUGAUCUUAUGAAAGUAAUGCCAUUCAUACUUGAAGGUAUCGGUGAUGGGACUCUUGCUCAGGUAUAUGUUGAGUUUAACGAGAUGUACUUUUUAUCGAGACAAUCAUCUUUCACUGAAGACGAUUUGAAAGCAUUUCAGGAUGCCAAUGUGAAGUGGGCACAGCGGUUUUUGGAAUUAUUCAUCUCACAUUCACCAUCAAGUCUACAGUUACCAAAACUACACUGUUGGCUGCAUCACACUGUGCAGGCGAUACGAUUGUAUGGUGCAUUGGAUGGUUACUCUUCAGAAACUUAUGAAAGUUUUCACCGGGAAUGUGUGAAAAAUCCCUAUCGUAAAUCAAACAAACGCCAGAUAGAAUCUCAAAUGCUUUCCACUGUUAAAGCUAAUGUAUUCGCUCAAGAAUUCAUCUACAGAAAAGCUCAGAAGAUACACAAUUCCGCCAUUAGGUGUAAAGACUCCAUUGCUGUAAUGUUAUUUAUGGAAUUGGAUGAAGUAUCUGCUGAUAUGGCCGAUGUGACUUCGAGAGAGCUUCAUUACGCAUUUUUACACAUAAAAUCACUGUUAGAAACACAUUUAAUGGAGUUGAACAUUUGUGCAGAUAAGAACGUCUGCCUUCAGUUUUUUGCGUCAGCGAAACUAAGCGAAGAAAAUAUUGUUAGAGUAAAUCCGAAUUUCUAUGGUCAACCGUGGUUUAGUGACGUUGAAAUAUUGAUGGAUAAUGAACAGGCACAAACCUAUCGUACAGAAGAUGGACACUGUUAUGGAAAGGCAUUGCUGGUUUUGUGGCUAACAUACUCUUCCAAUGGGAGUAAAGUUGCUGAAGAACUCGUGAUGAUUCAAUGGUAUGAUUAUGCCAUUUGUGCAAACAGAUAUAAGAACAGGGAUGAAAGAUAUAAAUUUAAUUGUCCUUAUAUGAAGUUAUUGGAUCAGUGUGGACUAAUACCUCUACAAUCAAUCACUCGAACAGUUCAUGUUGUUCCAAGCUUUAUUGAUAAUACCAAAUUCUAUAUAAAUCAGUUCGCAUGA